Molecule: messenger RNA, 597 nt
Organism: Hyaloperonospora brassicae
Lineage: Eukaryota; Oomycota; Peronosporomycetes; Peronosporales; Peronosporaceae
Source: the annotation of a GenBank genome assembly
AUGGACUCUCAGACGUUCGAGAUGUGGCUAGCUCACGCUGACUUAUACAGCAGCAAACAUACGGACUUCGACGACUCGAAGACACUGAAAGUGCUGUUGGAAAACCCCAUCUCCAUCGGCAAAGUGGUGAAAUUGCUUGUCGAUGUGGCAGAGGAUGGAGAGAAAGCCUUAAGUACCAAGGCUGCCAGACUGCACAUCGCACUAGCUGAAAGUCAAGGGCUUGCGCAGGAUGUGAUGCAACUCGCGUGGCUGGAGACCCGUCAUGACCCUACCACCAUAUUCAAGAUUCUUUCCAAGGGCGAUAAAGAUUUUUUGACCAAGAGACCUAAGAGUGCAAUCGAGUGGUUAAAGUAUAAUGAGCUAGUGAACGAGUGGUCCCGUCAACAAGGUGGUAUCAAGAGGUCAUUGUCAAAAGAAGAAAUCGCAGACCUUUUGUUCAGAGGCCGCUCGUUUGAUGAGUCUAUGGUUUUCAUCCAGAAGUUCUUAUCGGCUGAAGAUCCCAAAUUGAUGGCUCUUGCACAUCAGCUCCGCGAAAUCCUCUCAAACAGUGUGUCGAAUGCCCAUAAGGCCAAGAAGCUCAAGGCGAAGAAAAGGUAA